Molecule: messenger RNA, 333 nt
Organism: Protopolystoma xenopodis
Lineage: Eukaryota; Metazoa; Platyhelminthes; Monogenea; Polystomatidea; Polystomatidae
Source: the annotation of a GenBank genome assembly
AUGCCUCUCACUCUCCUUCACCGGGUUAUCUUUACUGACUUCAGUUCUUCCUCUCCAGUUGUGCUUCUGCAGUCAACCAUCCGCUUCGCUCACUCCACUACAUGUGAUCCUGCCAGCCUUCCCAGAUUCUCACAGUGGCGUCAAGUCGACAAUGUAGUUGCCAAGGUUUUCUGUCCGCCCAAUCUUCGACCAUUGGAGUUGGUUACCAGCAAACUUCAGAUCAAACCGGUAUCGGCACAUUUUUCUAGCUUUGCCUGCUUGACAGGAACUAGCUACGAAAGAAUUGAAGGUGGCGAGAUAGUCGGGGACAGAUUUUUUUGCGCUGGUAAAUAA